Parasteatoda tepidariorum (common house spider) is the source of this 2130-nucleotide messenger RNA. The record is from RefSeq and is a predicted model, not a curated record. Lineage: Eukaryota; Metazoa; Arthropoda; Arachnida; Araneae; Theridiidae.
GGAAGAGUUGGAUGUUGUCUGCCGGAAGAUGACCAAUUUUCUCGUCACAUUCAAAAUUUUCAAGGCAUAUUGAAGCUAAGAAAUACACCAUGUCUUUAUGGAAUUGGCAAUUUUGAUAUUGUUUUGUCAAAUCAAGAAAAUGGGCCAAUACAAACAGAUUCUCUACAUUUAUACUUCAAGCGUACUGCUAAAGAGUGUUUCCUUUGCUGGAAAGAAACACAAAAUGAUUCUGAAAAUCAGUUUAAACAUGCUUGGGGUGAAUUCAAUGUCCCUACACAAGUUAUGAAUUGUUUGACAUCAAAUGUGUUUGAUCUUACUUGGAGCAAUGAAAAGUUAUCUCAAGAGAAAGGAAUAGUAUUAAUUUAUCUGGGCUUCAAUGAAAAUGCCUUUCGAUCAUUGAAUUAUGCUUCUCAACCAGUGCAUUUUCGCUCUGGGAAAAAUAUGAAAACUGUCAUUAACUAUUUUUUUGACAUUCCUGUAGAAAAGUGUGAUGGGAGUGUUUCAGAGGAAACCCUUAAUCCUGAGCUUUUGCUCUCAUCUAUCCAGAAUUGCUAUCAACCAGAUAAAAGUUCAAGUGUGUCACAUGAAUUAUUAAUUCCUGAAUUGAGGCCAUACCAAAGUCAAGCUGUCGAUUGGAUGCUUAAUUGUGAAAAGAGUUCUAAUUCUCUUAAUCAAUUAGAAAUUCAUGAUCUUUACUGUGAAUUUAAAUCAAAAAACGGCCCAUCAAUUUAUUUCCAUAAAUAUGGUGGAUUUUUUGUGAAGGAAAAGUAUAGACCUGUGCCCAGAAGUAAAGGUGGCAUUUUAUGUGAUGAAAUGGGUCUAGGAAAAACCGUAGAAGUUAUAGCUUGUAUCUUAUUGAAUCCUCGCCCUUCAAUGAUUGUUGAAUCUGCAAGCAAAGAAUCAUUGGAUCAAAAUCGUAAAGUGGAAAAAUAUGAAGCUGCAAAUCACUCUUUUGAAUGCAUAUGUGGUUCAAAUUAUUCAGAGGAUAUAGAUGAGACUAUUCAGUGUUCUAAAUGUGGACUAUUGCAACACCCUGGUUGCAUUCUGAAUAAUCCUCUCACUGCUUGGGAUGAUUACGUUUGCCCAUACUGCUUAGUUAAUGACCCUAACAAAAUUUUGAAGUCUCGAGCUACAUUAAUUGUAUCACCAUCUGUCAUUUUACAUCAGUGGGAAGAGGAGAUUAAUAAACAUGUGAAAGAAGGUGGUGUGAAAGUUUAUGUGUAUUUAGGAGUGAAUCAGCAGAAAUUUAUUCAUCCAUCAGUUCUUGCAGAUAAUGACAUUGUUGUGACAGCUUAUGAAGUUUUCAAAUCAGAAAUUAAUUACCUAAAUUUGCCGCAUGGAGAUAACCAGCGUGCUCUUCGAAAUCCACAGAAAUAUCGCUGCAUUCCAUCUCCUUUGCUAAGUAUAGAAUGGUGGCGUAUAUGCCUUGAUGAAGCUCAAAUGGUCGAAAAUGUUUCGGCAAAAGUGUCUCAACUAGCCUGGCAACUGCAUUCUAUUAAUCGUUGGUGUAUAACAGGAACUCCAAUUCAGAAAUCAUUUCAAGAUUUAUAUGGAUUACUACUAUUUCUGGGCUAUGAUCCUUUCAAUGAGAAAAUUUGGUGGCAGGAACUGUUGUGGAAACCUUUUAUGAAUGGAUGUUCAGAUACGUUAAAGGCUGUCUUAAAUCAAGUUUUAUGGCGAACUAAGAAAACUCAAGUUAUGGAACAGAUUGGAAUUCCACCUGUUGAAACUGUUGUUCACAAUUUGCAAUUUUCUAUUGUGGAAAAAAUUUUUUAUGAAAAUAGUCGGGAAUAUAGAUUGAACGAAUUUCGGCAAUGUGUUGCUGAAUUUGGUUGUCAGGAUGAUAAAAUUGACUUUAUGGACAAAAGGUUAUUUUUUAAGCUGUUAGUUCCUUUAAAGAAACUACAAUUGUGUUGUGACUGGUUUGGGUCUCCUGACGAAAAACGAGUUACUAUUCCUGAACUCCAUGACCAUUUGAUAAGAACUUCCAGGCUUGAUUGUGAAGAAUGUCAUAGACAAUUAAUUGCAGCUUUGAAUGGUAAAUUAUCUUAAGUGCUUAGUUUUAGUACAUUUUAUGUGUCUAUAAUUUUGUGUGUUGAACCAAAAUAAAUUAUGAAGUUCUGUAGGUUU